Messenger RNA from Spirometra erinaceieuropaei, 945 nucleotides. Lineage: Eukaryota; Metazoa; Platyhelminthes; Cestoda; Diphyllobothriidea; Diphyllobothriidae. The record is from the annotation of a GenBank genome assembly.
AUGCGUAUUCGCCUACAGCCUCGCAGGAGACCACAAGGUAAGCGACCCCCAGGUAAGCUGAAUGUUGCCUUGUUGUCUUUGCCCGCUCACCAUCUUCAUUUCAGCAAUGAGCUAGCUCAACGGCUAGACAACUUUCCUAUCGCUGCCGACGCCGCCGCUGCCGAGAACGCCUCCGUGGAGAACCGCUGGUGUCAACUGCGAGACACGUUCCAGUCGACGGCGCUCGCCGUCCUCGGUCGCGCUCCCCGCCAACACCGGGACUGGUUCGACGACAACGACGCCGCCAUCAGAAAUCUGCUUGCUAAGAAGAGCCGUCUACACAAAGCUUACGUAGAGCACCCCACUGAGGACAACAAAGCUGCCUUCUAUCGCAGUCGUCGCCACCUUCAGCAACGACUACGCGAGAUUCAGGACGCCUGGACUGCUCGCAAAGUUGAGGAGAUCCAAGGCUACGCGGACCGCAACGAGUGGAAAGACGUCUUCUCCGCUAUCAAAGCUGUCUACGGUCCGCCGACGAAGGGCACUGCUCCUCUCCUCAGCACCGACGGCAACACUCACCUGACUGAGAAGACGCAAGUCCUGCAGCAAUGGGCCGAGCACUUUCGAGAUGUCCUCAACCGCCCCUCCACCAUCUCCGACACCGCCAUCGACCGCCUGCCGCAAGUGGAGACCAACGUGGACCUCGACUUCCCGCCAUCUCUCCAGGAAACCAUCAGGGUCGUGCAACAGCUCCCCAGCGUGAAGGCACCCGGAUCGAACGCAAUACCUGCUGAGGUCUACAAGCACGGAGGUCCCCGACUCAUGGACCGCUUGACUGCGCUCUUCCAGGAUGUGUGGCGUCAAGGUGAAGUCCCGCAAGAUUUCAAGGACGCAACAAUUGUGCACCUAUACAAGCGAAAAGGGAACGGCCAAAUCUGCGACAAUCACGUGGCAUCUCCUUGCUGA